UCCAUAUUCAGAGGGAACUCUCUUCCUGGCACAAUGAGAAUGUGGCACUCAGAGUGAAUCAGCUAUUUCCGUGCCUCGCCUUGUGUUUUUUUUGUUCUUUUGUUUGUUUGUUUGUUUUGCGGUACCCGGGCUUCUCACCGUUGUGGCCUCUCUCGUUGCCGAUCACAGGCUCCGGACGCGCAGGCUCAGCGGCCAUGGCUCACGGGCCCAGCCGCUCCGCAGCAUGUGGGAUCUUCCCGGACCGGGAGCCAGGAAAACAAUUAAGAAGCACUCGGGAGGGAGACUUUCAAGAUGGCGGACGAGUAAGACGCGGAGAUCACCUUCCUCUCCACAAAUACAUCAGAAAUACAUCUACACGUGGAACAAUUCCUACAGAACACCUUCUGAACGCUGGCAGAAGACCUCAGACUUCCCAAAAGGUUCUGGAAAAGAUCUGUAACAUUCUACGUACUGAUUCUCUGGCAGAAGUUCUACAGUGGCUGCUCCAUGCAAGUUCCAAAGAAAAGGAGUGGGUCUCAGCUUUGAUUCAUGCUGAACUGGCUGAGAUAAACUUGUUAACUCCCCUCAGAAGAAAAGCCUCAGCGGAACUAGCAGCAGAGACUGGCAGGCCACCCAAAGUUAAAUCACCCUCAGAUUCACCAGCAAAAUCAGAAGUGCUAACCAGUUCUAGGGAAGGACAUCAACAGAGCAGAGGCUGAGCACAAGCUUCCACUGUUUAUAAGAAGAAAUAAGAUGAAAAUACCCAUUGCAGAAUAUUUCAGCAAGCCAAAGUCUCUUCCCAGGCCUAAAACUCAAGAGAGCAUAUCAACAAAACCAACAUAAGCAAGGAGUAUACAGCAAGGAUACAGUCUCUCUCCCCAGAGAAGAUUUUAUCCUGUAACACACCAAAGGUAGAAAUUCUAGACUGGGCUAAGUCUUUCACAAACGUGAGUUUCACUUUGUUAUCACAUCAAAUUAUUAAAAACAUGUUUUUGGUAUGGAGGAAUCAAUAGCUCCUCUAUAUGUUGGUACAUGUAAAUCUCAAAGCACCUGUAUAUAAUGAUACUAAAUAAAUAUUAAGGGAGAUAAUAUUUCUAUUUGUAGUUAAAUUAGUACCAUGUAUAAAAGAAAUAUAUUUAUAUACUAUAUUU
Messenger RNA from Globicephala melas (long-finned pilot whale), 1130 nucleotides. RefSeq names its product chromosome 5 C4orf17 homolog (gene C5H4orf17). NCBI's taxonomy places the organism in Eukaryota, Metazoa, Chordata, Mammalia, Artiodactyla, Delphinidae. The record is from RefSeq and is a predicted model, not a curated record.